GGAGAGAAUGUUGCCCUGAUCCUAGUAAUAACCUGUAGGUGAUCUCAUUAUUUCACAAGUUCAGAAGUCCCUUGAGUAAAUCUGAGCUAAAGCUACCGAGUCAGGACUCUUUGAGGAAGUCAUAGUUACUAUAACUGGGCAGAAUAAAAUGUAGCUAACACGUUGUAAAAUGUAAAUUUUAAAAAAUUACAUUGGCAUUCCCAACUCCACUUUUAAAAACUGACAUUUGAAACAGUUUUUCUAGUCAGAAUAGUCGGGAACAGAAGAAAUUUGGGGAGACUGCAUUUAGAUCAGCAAAAUAACUAGUCUUUCGUGUAAGACACAUCUAGUCUAACGUUAAAAAUAACCGUUACAUCAGGUCGAGCUCUCACUGCCUGAUCGGUAACUGUGCGCGUGCAGCGGAUGAUGUUGGUGGCUUUACCUCAGAAUAGUCUCCACAAAACUUCAGUGUCGACUUAAUGAGCGGGAUCGUUGAGUAUCACCCAUAAAUACAAGUCGGUGACAAACUUAACCAGCCGAUCUCCGGUUGAGAUAACAUACGAUUUUCCCUUCAGCAAAAUCAUCAGCUGACGCUUUAUAUUAGGUAUACUGAAAAUGGCAACAGCAGGACAGUUGCGACACAAGUCGGCGCAGGACACAGCCGAGUGGCUGAGCUUGUUUCAGAAUGAACUGGAGACGGAACAGCAGUCGGUGGUGUUCGUCAAGCGGAUGAUGGCUCUGGCGGUGUCCUGCAUCACCUACCUCCGAGGCAUAUUCCCGGAGGACGCCUAUAGAUCGCGUUAUCUGGAAGAUUUGUGCAUUAAAGUUUUGAGAGAGAACAGCUCCUCUCCUGGAGCCUGCAAGAUUGUCAAAUGGAUGAUGGGGUACUUCGAUGCGUUAGAGAAAGGAUAUCUACAGAUUGUGUUUAUCGGGGUACAUACUGAUCCCGGUGACCCAAAUCACAUCAUUGAAUCCUACCAGUUCAAGUUUAAAUACACAGAAGAUGGCCCGCAUAUGGAAAUUUUGAGGAACCGAAAUGAUGAAAUGAAGGUGACAAUGGAGGACACAAAGAAAGCAUCGGUGCUCCUGGUGCGCAAGCUCUUCCUGCUCAUGCAGAACCUGGAUGUCCUCCCCACUGAUGUCUGUCUCUCCAUGAAGCUCUAUUACUAUGAUGAGGUGACUCCGCCCGACUACGAGCCCCCGGGCUUCAGGCAGGGCCGGUGCGACACCCUGUGGUUCGACGGGACGGCGGUGCACUUUAAGGUGGGGGACGUGCAGACCCCCUUCCACACCAUGAAGGUGCAGGUGGCGGCGGAGCACGGCCGGGUGGCCGGGCUGCAGCAGGGGAGCCACCUGUGGGACAGCGCCCAGACUCGCCCAGGCCGGACCGCCAGCCGCACAGGGGCAGGGCAGCUCCCGCAGCCGGCGCACAGCUCGGCCACAAGGGGGCGCUGA
Messenger RNA from Anguilla rostrata (American eel), 1434 nucleotides. RefSeq names its product zebrafish testis-expressed 38 (gene zte38). The record is from RefSeq and is a predicted model, not a curated record. The transcript is spliced from 10 exons. The coding region runs from base 595 to 1434 and encodes 279 amino acids. Lineage: Eukaryota; Metazoa; Chordata; Actinopteri; Anguilliformes; Anguillidae.